Mucor velutinosus is the source of this 1920-nucleotide messenger RNA. RefSeq lists its product as uncharacterized. The record is from RefSeq and is a predicted model, not a curated record. Lineage: Eukaryota; Fungi; Mucoromycota; Mucoromycetes; Mucorales; Mucoraceae. The coding region runs from base 1 to 1920 and encodes 639 amino acids. Gene Ontology annotation, molecular function: oxidoreductase activity, acting on CH-OH group of donors; flavin adenine dinucleotide binding. The transcript is spliced from 4 exons.
AUGAAGAUCACAGCUGCCAUUAUCACUGUUGUCACAGCAUUUGCUUCCUUUGCUUCUGCUCAACAAGAUACAAAUACUUCUUCAACUGAUACCUACGAUUACGUUAUCGUUGGUGGUGGUGUAGCUGGUUUGGCCUUGGCUAGUCGUAUCUCUGAAAACAAGGAUGUCACUGUUGCUGUUCUCGAGUCCGGUCCUAAUGCCAAUGAUCAAUUCGUUGUGUAUGCCCCUGGCAUGUAUGGCCAAGCUGUUGGCACUGAGCUUGCUCCUCUCGUUCCCACCGUUCCUCAAGAGAACAUGGGUAACAGAAGCCUUUCCAUCGCUACUGGUAGAUUGCUCGGUGGUGGUAGUGCUAUCAAUGGUCUCGUUUGGACUCGCGGCGGUUUGAAGGAUUAUGACGCUUGGGAGGAACUCGGUAAUCCUGGAUGGAAUGGUGCCAACUUGUUCAAGUACUUUAAGAAGGUUGAAAACUUCAGUCCUCCUACUCCUGCCCAAGUUGAAUACGGUGCCACCUAUCAAAAGAGCGCCCAUGGCAAGAAUGGACCUAUUGAUGUCUCUUUCACCAACUACGAAUUCCCUCAAUCUGCCAAGUGGAAUGCCUCUCUUGCGUCUCUUGAUUUCACUGCUCUUCCUGACCUCUUGAACGGUACCUUGGCUGGUUACUCUACCACUCCCAACAUUUUGGACCCUAAAACUGUCCAACGUGUAGAUGCCUAUGCUGGUUACAUUGCCCCUUACACAAGCCGCAACAACCUCAAUGUCUUGGCCAACCACACUGUUUCUCGCAUUCAAUUUGCUCCUCAAAAUGGCAGCGAGCCUCUCAAGGCCACUGGUGUUGAAUGGUAUCCUACUGGCAAUAAGGAUCAAAAGCAAACUAUCAAGGCUCGCUACGAAGUCAUCAUCUCAUCUGGCGCCAUUGGUAGUCCCAAGCUCUUGGAAAUCUCUGGUAUUGGUAACAAGGACAUUGUUUCUGCUGCCGGAGUCGAAUCCUUGAUUGACUUGCCUGGAGUUGGUGCCAACAUGCAAGAUCACGUCCAUGCUGUCACUGUCUCUACUACCAACAUUGAUGGCUACACUACCAACAGUGUCUUUGUCAAUGAUACCCUUGCUCAAGAGCAAAGAGAGGAAUACGAAAUUAACAAGACUGGUAUCUGGACCACCACUCCCAAUAACCUUGGCUAUCCUACCCCUGAGCAACUCUUCAACGGUACUGAAUUCGUCUCUGGCAAGGAAUUUGCUGACAAGAUUCGUAACUCUACUGAUGAAUGGGCCAACUACUAUGCCUCUACCAACGCUACCAAUGUUGAAUUGUUGAAGAAGCAAUAUGCUAUUGUCGCCUCUCGUUAUGAAGAAAACUAUUUGUCUCCCAUUGAAAUCAACCUUACUCCUGGUUAUGGUGGUACUGGCAGCCCUGACUUGCAAAACAACAAGUAUCAAACUGUCAACCAUGUCUUGAUUGCUCCCUUGAGUCGUGGUUAUGCUCACAUCAGCUCUUCUGAUAUCGAAGACCCCUCUGUUAUCAAUCCUCAAUACUACUCUCACCCCAUGGAUAUCGACGUUCACGUCGCUUCUACCAAGCUUGCUCGUCAAAUCAUCACUGCUUCUCCUGGUCUUGGUGAUCUCAACAGCGGUGAAGUCGAACCUGGUAUGAAUGUUACCUCUGAAGAUGACCUCAGAUCCUGGUUGAGCAACAAUGUACGCUCUGACUGGCAUCCCGUUGGUACUUGUGCUAUGCUUCCCAAGGAGUUGGGUGGUGUUGUCAGCCCUGCUCUUAUGGUCUACGGUACUUCCAACUUGCGUGUUGUUGAUGCUUCCAUCAUGCCCCUUGAGGUCUCCUCUCACUUGAUGCAACCUACCUACGGUAUUGCUGAAAAGGCUGCUGAUAUUAUCAAGAACCACUACAAGAGCCAAAACAAGAACUAA